Messenger RNA from Effrenium voratum, 2158 nucleotides. The record is from the annotation of a GenBank genome assembly. NCBI's taxonomy places the organism in Eukaryota, Dinophyceae, Suessiales, Symbiodiniaceae.
AGCUCAGUGGACUAGGUCAGGGGCCCGCCCCGCCGCGUCUGCUUAAAAAUCGCAUAACCCUAUAAACCCACAAAAAGAAUCUGUUUCUACCAGUCUCUUGUGCGCGCGGCCCUCGUGGAAGCGCGGUACUUUGAGGCCUGCUGUGAAGCACCCGUUGCAUCCUUUUCAUUUCUGGCACCAUGGCUGGAGUUCCUCAGUUCGCGUCUUUGUACGUGGGCGACCUGCACCCGGAUGUCACAGAGGCGAUGCUCUACGAGAUCUUCAACUCCGUGGGGCCCGUGGCGUCGAUCCGCGUGUGCCGCGACAGCGUCUCCCGCAAGUCUUUGGGCUAUGGAUACGUGAACUUUCACAGUGUCUCUGACGCCGAGCGUGCCUUGGACACCCUGAACUACUCGAGCAUCAAGGGGCGUGCUUGCCGCAUUAUGUGGAGCCAGCGCGAUCCCAGCCUCCGCAAGAGCGGUCUGGGCAACGUCUUUGUUCGGAACCUUGACCGGAACAUCGACAACAAGGCCCUCUACGACACCUUCAGCCUGUUCGGGAACAUCCUCUCAUGCAAGGUCUCGACCGGACCGGACGGCAAGUCCCGCGGAUACGGCUUCGUCCAUUAUGAGACCGAGGAGGCGGCCAAGCAGGCGAUCGAGAAGGUGGAUGGCAUGCAGAUUGGCGAGAAGACGGUGGGCGUGAGCGGCUUCAUCAAGCGUGCAGAACGUGAGAAGCCGGCCAUGAACACCUUUACCAACAUCUACAUCAAGAACUUCCCGAACCACUGGGAGGAGGAUUCGAUCAAGACAGAGUUCGGAAAGUGCGGCAACAUCACUUCCUCUCACAUGAGCACGGACAACAAGGGCCGGAAGUUCGCCUUCUUGAACUUCGGGUCGCACGAGGAGGCGAAGCAGGCCAUCGACACCCUGCACCAGAAGGACUUCCGCGAGGCGGAGCAAAAGGAGGCGGACAAGGAGAAAGAGGAAGAGGAGGCGGACCGAGCCGAGAAGAGCUACCUGCUCUACGUGUCCCGCGCCCAAUCCAAGUCCGAGCGCCUCUUGGAGCUGAAGGAGAAGAUGCCCCCCAGGGAGACGGGCCCCAAGUCCCAGGGCGUGAACUUGUACAUCAAGAACCUCGAUGAGAACACGGACGACGACUCCCUGCGCGGGCUCUUCGAGCCCUUUGGCAACAUCACCUCCGUGUGCGCGAUGAAGGAGCCGAACGGCAAGUGCAAGGGCUUCGGCUUCGUGUGCUUCAGCUCCCCGGAUGAGGCCACCAAGGCAGUCACCGAGAUGCACCUCAAGGUGGUGAAGGGCAAGCCCCUCUACGUGGGCUUGGCCGAGAAGCGCGAGGUCCGCGCCGAACGCCUCCGUCAGCGCUACUCCCCGAGCGGUGUGGGGGGCAAGGGCAUGGGCGGCAAGGGCAAGGGCGGCAAGGGGGGCAUGGGUAUGGGCGGCGGCGGCGGCAUGUACGGGAACCCCAUGGGGGGUAUGAUGCCCGGCAUGGGCCCGAUGAUGGGCAUGGGCAUGAAGGGCCAGGGCAUGGGCCAGGGGAUGAUGGGCAAGGGCAAGGGCAUGCCCAACAUGCCCAUGAACCCCCAGAUGAUGGGCAUGGGCCCCAUGGGCAAGGGCAUGCCCAACAUGAUGGGCCCCAUGGGCAAGGGGGGCAUGCCAAUGCCCAUGGGCAUGGGCCCCAUGAACCCCAUGGGCAUGAUGCGCCCCACCAUGCCGCAGAUGCCGAUGAUGCGCCCAGGAAUGCCGAACCCCGCCAUGCCCCAGCCUCAGAGCCAGCCUGCCGGCGGAGGAGGAGGCGGUCAGCUCACCGCUGCAGCCUUGGCUGCCGCCCCCCCGCCGGUGCAGAAGCAGAUGAUCGGCGAGCGGCUGUUCCCGGCCAUCUCCAAGUAUCAGCCGGAGCUGGCCGGAAAGAUCACAGGAAUGAUGCUGGAGAUGGACAACUCCGAGCUGCUGAUCCUCCUCGACAGCGAUCACCAGCUGAAGGCGAAGGUGGACGAGGCCAUGCGCGUGCUGGAGCAGGCCAAGUAAGCAUCAAGGAGUGGUCCAUGACCCGGAUGACCUGGACAGAUUUCUUGGAUCUCCGGGCGAGAGUGAGUCGGGAGGCGUGCAACAGACUCAGUCACUUUGACUCGGUACCCCCGGACAAGCCCCGAAUGCAGUGA